UCUCAAAUCUCCGCCACCUCCACCUCCUCCUCCACCACCUCCUCUAGAAAGGGAUGUUUCUUUCACUGCUUCACCAUGGCAUGAUACCUUUAAUUCUCUCUUCUAUUUAUCUCUCCCCACUUGUAGUUCACGUACUACAUUUUCGUAUAUUGCCCUUUCUUUCUCAACGUGAUUUGAUUCUCUUUCUCUUCCCAACUUUCUCUUUCCUAUUCUGCAUUUGUUGUUUUCUUCUUCAUUUUUCUGAUUCCGUGCAACGCUUCUCCAUCUUUUCAACAAACCCAUUAUUCCAUUUCCCUUUCUCCUCUUCCUCUACUUUUUUCCUGAGACACCACCCUCUAUUCAUCUCAUUUUUCUUAGUACUGUCUCUCUCUACCCAGUAUUCUCCUUUCCUCCACCUCUGCUUUGUUUCCUAAAGAUAUGAAGAAGCUUGUGCUGAAACUGGAUUUACAUGAUGACAAAGCCAAACAGAAGGCUUUGAAGACAGUUUCUACUCUUCCAGGGAUUGAUUCCAUUUCCAUGGACAUGAAAGAGAAGAAAUUAACAAUAAUAGGAACAGUUGAUCCAGUGAAUGUAGUGAGCAAACUGAGGAAAUAUUGGCCAACAGCAGACUUAGUGGCAGUAGGGCCAGCAAAGGAGCCAGAGAAGAAAGAAGAACCAAAGAAGGAAGAACCCAAAAAGGAGGAGGCCAAAAAGGAGGAACCCAAGAAGGAGGAGGAGCCAAAGAAAGAGGAAGCACCACCAGCCAAGAAGGAGGAAGAGCCCAAGAAGGAAGAACCCAAGAAGGAAGAAGAGAAGAAAAUAGACCCAGUGAUGGAGCUUGUCAAGGCAUACAGGGCAUAUAAUCCACACAUGACCACACACUACUAUGUUCACAGCAUGGAAGAGAAUCCAAAUGCUUGUGUCAUCUGCUGAAACUAAUGUUAGAAGAAAUCGGCAAAGGAGUCCAAAGGCUAUGGAGGAUCAUCAUCAUCAUCAUCAGCUCUUGUGUAUACCCGCCCAUGUUUCAUUCAUCUCUUGAAGAGUAAGUGUUAUAUGUAGAGAUACAUAACAAAUAAGUUUUGGAACUUGUUUCUAAUGCUUCCUUAUAAAUCAUAUUUUGGGUGAUUCUAAA
This is a messenger RNA of Vitis vinifera (wine grape), 1111 nucleotides long. Its product is annotated as heavy metal-associated isoprenylated plant protein 39. NCBI's taxonomy places the organism in Eukaryota, Viridiplantae, Streptophyta, Magnoliopsida, Vitales, Vitaceae. The transcript has 3 exons. Bases 418 to 912 code for a protein of 164 amino acids. The record is from RefSeq and is a predicted model, not a curated record. Gene Ontology annotation, molecular function: metal ion binding.